Actinia tenebrosa (Australian red waratah sea anemone) is the source of this 2463-nucleotide messenger RNA. RefSeq lists its product as uncharacterized. Lineage: Eukaryota; Metazoa; Cnidaria; Anthozoa; Actiniaria; Actiniidae. Gene Ontology annotation, molecular function: DNA-binding transcription factor activity, RNA polymerase II-specific; sequence-specific DNA binding. The record is from RefSeq and is a predicted model, not a curated record. Gene Ontology annotation, biological process: regulation of transcription by RNA polymerase II; cell differentiation. Gene Ontology annotation, cellular component: nucleus.
GGAGCGGAUGUUGUUCAAAGGAUGAGAUCAUACUACUUAAUUUUCUCCGAAUUCAAUGAAAACCUCGUGUGUCAAAGAUUGUAACGAAGUGUUCUAAUACCACGGAGGUCAUUCAACAGUUCGUACACUAGGAGAGUCGUUCACGUUCGCGUUCUCUUCGACUCGACCGACAUUUGUUUUAUUAUUUUUUUGUUUCGUUUCGCGAGGGGUUUUAACAGUGCUUUCGCAUUUUAGAUAAAAAGGGAUGGUUAGGGCAGCUUCUGGUUCACAGAGUCCGGUUGACAUGGCAUUUAAUGAUAUUUUUGAAGUUAUACAAGCGAUAGAAGAAAUGCCCAACACCGCACAGAUCGUUCCUAGUCGCGACGAUUGUUCAACCGAAUUAUUUGAGAUGCAAAACGAAAAUUUUCGCGGACAAGCCAAGAUCUACGGGAGUGACUUAAACCUAGCCGAUACGAAGCCUGAGGCAACAGCGUCUUCAAACUACCAACCUCUCAACCACAUCUCAGGAUUGGUGGGCCUGAGCUUACAGCUUGACAGAACCCGAGCUAAACCAGAACCAGAACCGUUUUUACGAGAUUUCCCAACAGCUUUUCCAGAUGAUGUCCUGUGGGGAGAAAAACUCAUAAAUGACACAAAGAAUCUGAUCCAGUAUCCACCGUUUUUCUCGCGAGACUUGUCGGAAAAUUACAGGAAUUUUCCUGUUCCUGAGGGACAGGAAAUGCAUAUUGUUCCCGAGCUCGGAGAAAAAUGGCUCGACACACCAGAGGUUCUUUUUGCUGACAAUGAAGAAAUUAUCCCAAAAACACCCGAGGAUUCUAACUUCUCGGAAUACAGUAGUGACAGCGAGCCACCAUUCGAGGUGAAAAAAGUCGAUGAAGCCGAAAGAAUGAGUGAAUCACCGGAUAGCUUCAGCAGCAGACUCGAAGCUCACUCCCCUUGGUUUGAAAUUGACUCUACGAAUAGCCAUAGCCCUCUGGUGAUCACAAAGAGGCCUACUGAAGUGAAAAAAGAAAUAAAAAAAUGUAAGAGCUCGUUUAAAUCAGGAAGACCGAGGCUAUGCCAGUUUCUUCUCGAGCUUCUAAGCCACCCUGAGAAGUAUUCGCACCUCAUCGAAUGGAUCGACAAAGAAAGGGGCGUUUUUAAGUUUCUGAAUUCGUCACGCGUGGCACAAGAAUGGGGAGAACGAAGGAAUAAACCUCGUAUGAAGUACGAGAACUUUGCCCGGUCUCUACGUACUUACAUCGCCAAAGGAAUCCUCACUAAACCUCGAAGCAAGCUGGUAUACAAAUUCGCGUAAGACUGCUUGACCAUAUCUUCACUCUUGGCAGAGGGAACUCAAUGAAAUCCACGGUUUCAAAGCCACUAGUCUGGUGAAUGGGGUCGUUAUUGAUCUAAGAAUACUGAAGAUAAGCCUGAACUUACUCCAUACUUAAUGGAGCAAAGAACAAUCCUAAGAAUAUUGCAGCAAAAUCAAGUCAAAUUUAGGACAUGCAGUUUGCAAGUUAGCAGUUUGUACAAGAAGGUGUGGACAGGUAUCUCAGAUAUGAGAUCAGUUAGAGCACCGUAUUUCACGAGACCCAAGCUAAUUACAUUGUGUAGAGACCGAGUGAAAUACAUAUUUGUUUAGCAAAGUACCUUAAAUGAAGUUUUCCUUAAUAUCAAAAUUUUGAAAUCCAAAAGAAAUUGCGUUUAUGAAGGUCUGUGAAGUCAGUCAGACAGUUUCUGGCAAUCGAGUGAAGCUCAACGACCACAUUGAACUGACGAAAAAAUUUGUUUAUUAUUUAGAAAGAGUCGUUUAGAAUAAAGAAUCGAACUUUGAAGCUAAAACUGCUAUAUCUAUACUGCUAUAUUCUACAGUUUUUAACUUUUUUUUCCAUAAAUUAUAGUCUAAUUAUAAGUUAUUCAUAGAUGCUACAUGUUAGCUUUCUUUAGCUUUUUAAGUAGCAAUACCAACAAAGACUACUUCGUACCUCGGGAAUAAUAUACCCAAGUUGAAAUAUUCGAGUAGACUAAUAGAGGAUAGAUCUUUUUUUCUCUUCAUUAUUUUGUGUAUUUGCUUAUUAAGUUUUGGUUCGUGGGUUAAGCAAAAUCACAAUAACUGUUGACUCUAAACAGGUCGUUACUGUUCGUUUAUAAAGCUUAUCAUAUUAUUCAAGCCGAAUCGAGUGCAUUGUACAAAAACUCGAUAGCAAUCACUAAGCAAAGUCCAUAAACAACACAACGUAGUCUUUGCCAAGAAUGCAAAGCUAAAGUAUUUACAAUGUAAAGACAGAAGUAUUCUGAACGUUCUGGCUGUGCCAGACUAUAUUUUUAUAGUAAAACUGGUAUUGCCUACAAAAAUACUGUCUUACUGAUAGUAUACCGACAAGUAAGUAAAAAAAACUUAUCCAAAACAAUCUAGCUCAAUAAACACUUUUUUAGCAUACGUUUUUUCCAAGGAAAAUUAAAAAAAGUUUAACAAGA